AUGGGGUCAUAUGAUCGAGCAGCUGGGGAUGAUGCACUAUCCCAGGAUAUGCUCCAAAUUCUAGAGAGAGUUGCUGGAACCAAUAAGGGUACUAUGGGCCGUGGGUCAAUUUCAGAACGACUCCGGUCCAAUGGAGAAAAAAAUUUUGAGGGUAUUUCUAGAGUAGCCCCUAAUAUGGCUAAAUAUUGGUUGGAAGACACGGAGAGAAUAAUGGACGAUCUCAACUGUACUUUUGAACAAAAACUAAAGGGUAUAGUGUCUUUACUGCGAGACGAAGCCUAUCAAUGGUGGCUUACUGUGAGAGAGGGGGCAAAAAUAAGUGGGAUUCAGGGUCCUAAGGUUCUUUUGGUGGGUCUAAAAAGAGGGCCAAGUUUGAUGGGCCGGUCUGAGCUGGGGUUCCUGUUGCAAGAUCGUAGCCUUGUGCAGAUUGUGGGAGACAUCAAUUGGCCACCGAGAGGUUAUGGUCAGGCCAGAGGAGGAAAUGGUAUGGGGCGAGGUCGUGGAGCACCAAGCAGAGGUGCUGGUAAUACUGUGGCGAGGCAGCCAGCUCUAAUAUACGCUGCACAUCACCGAAAAGACGGGGACACCCCAGAUGUUAUAACUGGGAUGGAUUGGCUGGUUCAAUACCGUGCAAGUUUCGAUUGUGCUGCUAAGCAUAUGGUGUUGAAGACUACUGAGGAUGAAGAGGGUUCUUUGGUCGAAGGUAUUAGAACUGUUAAGGAUUUUCCUGAUGUAUUUCCUGAUGAAUUCCCUGGGUCGCCUCUGAGCCGUGAGGUCGAGUUUGGUAUUGAGCUCUUAUCGGGAACGACUCUAGUGUCCAUCGCCCCUUAUAGGAUGGCACCGAAAGAGCUGCCAGAAUCUGGGAAGGAAUUCACUGUUUUUAAUGAUGCAUCGCACAUUGGUUUGGGUUAUGUAUUGAUGCAAGAGGGUAAAGUGGUUGCUUACGCGUCUCGUCAGCUUAAAACCCAUGAAGUGAAUUACCCUACGCAUGACUUGGAGUUAGCUGCGAUGGCUAAUGUGGUAGCUGAUGCACUGAGCCGUAGGGCUGUAGUUGAUUUAAGAGCGAUGUUUGCUCGACUUAGCUUGCUUGAUGAUGGUAGCUUGCUGGCUGACCUGCAAGUUAAACCGACAUUGACUGAACAGAUUAGGGGUAAGCAGUUGAUGGAUAGGUCAUUGAAGUUAGCUAAGCUAUAUGUAGCUGAGAUUGUAAGACUGCAUGGCGUACCGGUUUCCAUUAUAUCUGACAGAGAUCAUCGAUUCACAUAUCGAUUUUGGAAGAAGUUACACGAGGCACUAGGAGCAAGGCUAGACUUCAGUACUACAUUCCAUCCUCAGACAGACGGCAGUUGGAAAGACUACUUGCUAUUAACGGAGUUUGCAUAUAAUAAUAGCUACCAGUCCAGCAUUCAAGUGGCACCGAAUGAAGCAUUAUAUGGUCAUAUAUGUCAUACUCCUAAGUGUUGGACUGAGUUGGGUGAGCGACGAGCUCUGGGGCCUGAAAUAGUUUUUGAUACUGAAAAUAAGCUAAGGCGUUAUCGCUCUGAUCCCACAUAUAUUGUACCAGUCGAGGAGAUCGAGGUUAGACUAGAUCUGUCCUUUGAGGAGGAAUCAGGGCAAAUAUUGGAUCAUGAAGUUAAGGUACUGAGGAGGAAAUCUAUUCCACUAGUUAAAGUAAUUGGGCGUAAUCACAACUCAGAGGAAGCCACGUGGGAACCUGAGGAGGCUAUGCAACAACAAUACUCUCAUCUUUUCAGAUCAGAUAAAUUUUGA
This is a messenger RNA of Gossypium arboreum, 1770 nucleotides long. RefSeq lists its product as uncharacterized. The record is from RefSeq and is a predicted model, not a curated record. The transcript has 10 exons. Bases 1 to 1770 code for a protein of 589 amino acids. Gene Ontology annotation, molecular function: nucleic acid binding. NCBI's taxonomy places the organism in Eukaryota, Viridiplantae, Streptophyta, Magnoliopsida, Malvales, Malvaceae.